AUGCAAUCACAAAUUAAAUCGUAUCUUCUCUCCGAGAAGAUUUACAUAUUGGAUGAUUGGUUGGAACAAUGUAUCCAAUUUGUUGAAAGUGAAGAACCCUAUUUGAGAAAUAAUUUGGCAGGAAUGAAAGAUUCUGUUUUUAAACAAUUUCUUGUUUCCGAUUAUGACAAGAUUGCUCAAAAACCUUCUCCGAAUUAUUCUCUAUUUUCCAAUCUAGAACAAGAACACGGAAAGAUAUUAAAAGGGCCUUUUGUUUUACAAAUUAAUGAUAUUUGGGAUAUUGGUAUCCCAAUGACGGAUCAAAUUGAUAUGGACAAGGAAUUGGUUGAUACCUCGAAUGAAGAAAUGGAAGAGGGUGAUUUACUUUUUUCUGAUGCUUUACAAACUGAAAUACAAGGAGCUAAACCAAAGAAAGAUUACACCAAUUCAAACUAUAGUAGAAGAUUACUCAAAUUCGCUCUCAGUGAUGGCCAUGUAAAUAACAUUCAAGCGAUUGAGUACAAGCCGUUAGACUCAAUUUCUUUAAAAACAGAAUUAGGAACAAAAGUGAAGAUCUCUAAUGUGUUGGUGCGGAGAGGUAUUUUGUUGCUCAUUCCUCAGAGCAUUACAGUUCUAGGAGGUGGUGUUGAUGAAUUAAUAGAAGCAAAGAAGAUCUUUAAAAGCAAUUUAGCUUCAAAACUGAGUGGAAAAUUGGAGUUGAAGAAACAAAUUGAGUCAAACAUUAACACUAUCAAGAACAAUAGGCAAGCAACCAAUAAUGCCAACUCUACUAGAGGGUCACCAAAUCAAACUCGGCAAACAAGCAAUGUCAAAACGGAAGAAUUUGAUGAUGAGCUCAUUUUGCUAGAUGACGAUGAAAAUAUUAUUGACUGUUCAGAUGACGAGACUGAAAUUUAUCAAGACCAUAAGAGAUCAAAGAAGAGGUGA
This is a messenger RNA of Naegleria fowleri, 927 nucleotides long. RefSeq lists its product as uncharacterized. Gene Ontology annotation, biological process: resolution of meiotic recombination intermediates; double-strand break repair via homologous recombination. The record is from RefSeq and is a predicted model, not a curated record. The transcript has a single exon. Lineage: Eukaryota; Heterolobosea; Eutetramitea; Acrasida; Naegleriidae. Gene Ontology annotation, cellular component: nuclear body; RecQ family helicase-topoisomerase III complex. Bases 1 to 927 code for a protein of 308 amino acids.